AACGCACCACAACAAUCGCCCGCCGUUCGCAGAACCCUGGGCAGCUUUGGCCCGCGCGGGAAGCGCUCCUGGAGCCGAAUGAACCCGGGCUGAGCUGUGAUGGCGUGAUCUCGGUACCGGGUCAGGCGCUCUUUGGAGAGGUGACUUGGUCCACGAGGACACCAGGCGUUGCCCUUGGACACUUGUCUCUUCGCAUCCUCCGUCUCCCUAGUGGGAAAGUUUUCUCAGCACCUCAGAGCUUUAAUAUCUUUUUUUUUUUUUCACUCGUCGCUGCCACGACACUUCAUCUGUGCCUUUCGAAGGGAAUUUGCCAAAGUCCACUUGUUCAUUCAUUUUGUCUAACUAGGUGUGCGCUCCCUGAGGGCAGAUCUGUGCCUCGAGGCUUUUUCUAUAAAAGAAGCAGCCCUAAAGAGACUUUCAAAGUUAGCAGGAUACAGCAAACCGCCCUAAGAAGCAACCAUGCCUCUCGAAGGAGGAAAGACUGACAUGGAGAGGAUUGGCCUCUUUAGUGAGAUGGAAUACAUUACUGUUGGUGAUAAAUAUGUCUCACAAUUUAAUAGACCCUUCAAUGAGGCUGCAAGCAAAAAUAGACAGAUGUUACCUGGGGGAUCCAAAGGAAUGUCUGAUCUCCAGGCAGGUUAUUUUGAUUCCCAAUUUGGAAGGAUUUUUGAAGGUGAAGGCUAUGUAAAUCUGAAUCAAGUGAAGAGACAGCAUAUGAUGGAAGAAGCAAAAAAAAAUCUAGGCAAAGCCUUUCUCCCUAGUAGUGGGGAUAAAAAGCCAUGUGGAUUAGGAAGCUACUAUGGAACCAUAGGUGGUCCAAUUCCAUUCUUCAGUGCACAAUCAAAACCCAGAGAAAAAUAUGAGGCACCUGGAAAGAACUUAUACACAAACCCAGGAAAGAAAGGAACUGGAUAUGGCUAUGCAAAUAUUACCAUAGGUAAACAGUUUUCACAUUCAGCUGAUUUCUAUGAUGCACCCAAAGUAAAUUAUAAGAAAGAGAAUGAAGCACACCGUCGUUUACUCAAAGGAACACCUUUCAAGUUAAAUCUUUAUCCAAAGGAUUAUUUUGACACCAAUCCUUACUCUUUUGAGAAAGCUUUGCCACCCAUUAAAAAAGUGGAAAAGAAAGAAGUGCUUUCAAGCCCUUUUAAACCCUCUUCUCCUGGUAAAAAGGCUGGUGGAAUGAAGGCAGGGACAUUUGACCCUUAUCCAUCACAUUCUGCUGACCCUUAUACGGUGAAAUUGGUAAAAGGGAUUUCUGGCAAAGGUGGUAAGAUUUUCCAUCCACCAAGUGGACCAAAAAGCAGGCCGAUUGAAAGUAUAAUGACUUUGAAUGUCAAAAGGGCACUAAAUUCGAAGAACUACAAGAGUGCCUCAGUACAGUCCUAUUAGCAACUGGAAGAUGAGUAGCUUUCUAGAUAUUAGUUACUAUCAAUUCAUUAUCAAGACUAAAUAUGUGGAAAAAUGUAAGAUGUUGUGGAAAAGACUGCUCAAGUAUUUAAAAGAAGUUGAAAGCUCCAAAUCUAACAGUCUUAUUUUACUACUACUAGUUUGUUAAUAAAUAGUAUUUGCUAAUUA
This is a messenger RNA of Oryctolagus cuniculus (rabbit), 1578 nucleotides long. It is a transcript of the gene CFAP96, whose product is annotated as cilia and flagella associated protein 96. The record is from RefSeq and is a predicted model, not a curated record. Lineage: Eukaryota; Metazoa; Chordata; Mammalia; Lagomorpha; Leporidae. Gene Ontology annotation, cellular component: centrosome; cytoplasmic microtubule.